AUGGCGACGGGCGGUCCGAACUUAGAGUGCCGGAUGUACGAAGCCAAGUACCCGGAAGUGGACCAAGCCGUGAUGAUACAGGUUAAGAGCAUGGCGGACAGUGGCGCGUACGUCUCACUCCUGGAGUACAACAACAUCGAGGGAAUGAUCCUCUUCUCCGAGCUCUCUCGCCGCCGGAUACGGAGCAUCAGCAGCUUAAUCAAGGUCGGCCGGAUCGAGCCCGUCAUGGUCCUUCGUGUCGACAAGGAGAAGGGCUACAUCGAUCUCAGCAAGCGGAGAGUCUCCGAGGAGGACAUUCAGGCCUGUGAAGAGAGGUACAACAAGAGCAAGCUCGUCCAUUCCAUCAUGCGCCACGUUGCCGAGACCAUGAAUAUCGAUCUCGAGGAUCUUUACAUUCAUGUUGGUUGGCCUCUAUACAGAAAAUAUGGACAUGCUUUUGAGGCAUUCAAACUAGUUGUUAAUGAUCCAGAUUCUGUUCUUAAUUCCCUCACUCGUGAAGUUAAAGAAGUUGGUCCUGAUGGUCAGGAGGUAACUAAAGUGGUUCCUGCAUUAACAGAAGAAGUUAAAGAUUCUUUGGUAAAAAAUAUUAGGAGAAGAAUGACCCCACAGCCUUUGAAGAUUCGCGCAGAUAUUGAGAUGAAAUGUUUUCAGUUUGAUGGUGUUCUUCACAUUAAGGAAGCAAUGCGGAAAGCUGAAGCUGCUGGUAAUAAGGAUUGCCCAGUUAAAAUUAAACUUGUUGCUCCUCCAGCAUAUGUUCUUAACACUCAGACGCUUGAUAAGGAGCAAGGCAUUGCAAUUCUUGACAAAGCAAUUGCUGCUUGCACCGAGGAAAUAGAACGCCACAAGGGAAAACUGACUGUCAAGGAAGCGCCAAGAGCGGUGAGUGAAAGAGAGGAUAAACUACUUGCUGAGCAAAUGGCUAAGCUAGGACAAGCGAACGAGGAGGUCAGCGGUGAUGAAGACAGUGAAGAGGAGGAAGAUACGGGUAUGGGAGAAAUUGAUGUAGAAAACGCGGGACAUGGUAUAACAGACUGAAGAUGCUAUUCGUAUGCAAGCAAACUCAUGAGAUGAACUUUUCAUAUUGAUGCGGCUCUCUCCAUACCCGCUACCCUUUUUUUCUUAUCAAGCAUUUGAGUGGGAUGUAUACAAACCAAAAUCUUGAGUUUUACUAGGCUAUUUUUGCUAAUUAACAAAGCAUGUUCACAUUGAGUAGUUUUCCAAAUUUCUUUUACAAAAAUGGUUGAACAUUCUACUGCUGUUUGUAUUUCUAUCUCUGUUGGCAGCUUCA
Molecule: messenger RNA, 1288 nt
Organism: Ipomoea triloba (trilobed morning glory)
Lineage: Eukaryota; Viridiplantae; Streptophyta; Magnoliopsida; Solanales; Convolvulaceae
Product: eukaryotic translation initiation factor 2 subunit alpha homolog
Exons: 7
Coding region: 1-1035 (344 amino acids)
Cellular component (GO): eukaryotic 48S preinitiation complex; multi-eIF complex; eukaryotic translation initiation factor 2B complex
Molecular function (GO): ribosome binding; RNA binding; translation initiation factor activity
Source: RefSeq, a predicted model, not a curated record